Paramecium pentaurelia is the source of this 297-nucleotide messenger RNA. Lineage: Eukaryota; Ciliophora; Oligohymenophorea; Peniculida; Parameciidae. The record is from the annotation of a GenBank genome assembly.
AUGUUUCAAUCAUAGAAGUGGGCUGAAGAAAUAAAUUAGAAAUAAAUUCUUUUUUAUUGGAAUAUCCAUUUAUAGAACUAGUUUAUGUUAGUUGAUGUUAAUUUAUNUUGCAUGUAAUUGGCUUAAGAUUUUAAAUGCACAUAUAUGCAUUUAUAAUGUACAGAUAAUCUUAAUGGUGAAUGCUCUUGUGAAGAUGGUUCUACUUGUAGAUGGAAAGAUGGUAUUGGUGAUGAUAAUUGUCCUUGUGGAGGAGCAAAGCCUAGAAGAAGAAGAAGAAGAGUACACGAUGGUCUGUGA